Molecule: messenger RNA, 1834 nt
Organism: Spea bombifrons (plains spadefoot toad)
Lineage: Eukaryota; Metazoa; Chordata; Amphibia; Anura; Pelobatidae
Gene: CAVIN4
Product: caveolae associated protein 4
Exons: 2
Coding region: 93-1151 (352 amino acids)
Biological process (GO): regulation of gene expression
Cellular component (GO): caveola; cytoplasm
Source: RefSeq, a predicted model, not a curated record
UCUCUUUUUGCUCUGAGGCCAGACUUGCGACCGGAGUCUGAAACAGUAAGCAGAGGACUCCGGCUCCUGGAGACAAAGUCCAAGCAGUAAAAAUGGAUCACGAAACAACCGCUGUGAUAGACAAAAUCAAUCGUCUGUCAGUGGUUUCUGAAGAUGAGGAAAGCCAUGACUCUGCAUUGACCAUUGUUACAGUUCUUGACAAGGUAGCCACCAUUGUGGAAACAGUUCAAGCAAGUCAGAAAAGGAUUGAGGAGAGUCACAGAGAGAUGGAGAAUGCAAUCAAAACUAUUCAGAUUGACCUCCUGAAGCUCGCUCAGGCUCACAGCAAUACCAGUUACACGGUUAGCAAGCUGCUAGAGAAGACUCGAAAAGUAAGCUCCAACAUUAAAGACGUUCGGUCUCGAGUAGAUAAACAGUGCGAUCAAGUCCGAAAGGUGGAAUCCAAGCAAGAGGAGAUGCUGAGAAAGAAUAAGUUCCGAGUUGUCAUUUUCCAGGAGGAUAUUGAAUGUCCAACAAAGCUAACAGUUGCUAAAGAAUCAGCAUUGGAUGGGUAUUUAAAGGAAAAAUUGUACCCUGAUGAUCUCUCUUCUGAUGAGGAAUAUAACUUGCCAGAGAGCAAGACAGCACGGCUAAAGAAAUCCGGUAUGCAGCGUAUUGACAAUAUCAAGAAGGCAUUCUCAAAAGAAAACAUGCAGAAGACCAAACAAAACUUUGGAAAGAAAGUAACUAGGAUGCGAACAAGGAUAGUGACCCCUGAAAGAAGGGAGAAGAUCAGGCAGUCGGGAGAGAGACUGAAACAGUCUGGAGAGAGAUUCAAAAAAUCCAUCGCUAAGGCAGCUCCCAAGAAAGAAACAUUUAAGAUCAACAUCAAGAAGAAAGAAAAACAGACCCCUGCCGAAGGGCAGGAAGGCAGUAAAGAGGAAGAUGUCGAUUCAGCAUCUGGAAAUGUCACAGUUGAACCCAUCUCAGAAGUCACCUACACUGAAGUGGUGACCGUGAAGAAGAAGAAGAAAAAGAACGGGGAAAGCGCCGAACUGCUGCCCCAAGAUGAAGAGAGGCUUGAUUCAAGCCCAGAAAAACCUCUGCUGAAACUGGAAUCAAAGUUAGAAGGGGAUGAGACUCCCCUUGUUGACAUAAAGCUAUCAACGUAAGGACAAUAGACUCCUGGCUUUGUGUCAAGAUUUCACGCGUUCAUCUUUGAUUUCUGGGUAAUAUUGAAAAUCAACCACCAUCAAUUGAGUUACUGGAAAUUGUCCUGACAUUGCAAACGUUUAAUUAAGGUUCUCUUUUUAUAAUCUUAUAGGUUAUAACAGCAUGUAUCUAAUACAUAAUACAUAGCAACGGAGCCAACAUCUACAUUUUUAUAGCUUAGUAUAAAAGAGAACAUUGGAAAUAGUGUAUCGGCCUUUUGGCUAAGAUCGGGUGUGGAAAUAGUAAAUCAUUGUAAUCCAAAUGAAGGGUGUCGCAAAUACUACAUUCAUCUUAUGGUUUUAAAGCAAGGACAGUUUAAUUGUACAAGUAAAAUGUUCUAUUGGAUGUUCUGUAUGUUAUAACCUAUGCGUGCAGUUUAUUGGAGAUGAAAUCACUCUGUGUCAGAAUGUGCAGAAUUUGAGAAAGUUUAGUGUGCGAUAAUUGCAGUGUUUCAGGAAGUGCAGUGAAUAGAGGUCAUUUUUUCCUCUCGAAUAAUCUGGAGUAUGGAUUUGAUAUCUGUAACACAUGGAGCUUUGAUAAUUUGGAAUGAAAUAUGUACAUUUGUGGUGCUUUAAUAAAAGAACAUAGAUAAUGUUAGCAGUGCGAUCUUAAAUGCCAUAGUACAGUAAAUAUUUUGUAUGAC